AUGAGGAAUUUUGAGAUGUCUGAUUUGGGAAUGUUGCAUUACUUUCUUGGUCUUGAGGUGAAACAGGAAGUUGAUGGCAUAUUUCUUUCACAAAGAAAGUAUGCAACAGAUCUUUUGAAAAGGUUCAAUAUGGUAAAUUGUAAUGUUGCUACUACUCCGAUGAAUAUCAAUGAGAAGUUAUGUCGUGAUGAUGGUUCUGAAAUGGCAAAUGCGACUUAUUUUAGAAGUCUGGUUAGUGGUUUGAACUACUUGUCUCAUACAAGGCUAGACAUUGCUUUCUCUGUCGGCGUCGUAUCUAGAUUUAUGCACAAUCCAAGCAAACUUCACCUUGGAGCUGCAAAGAGAAUAUUGAGAUAUAUUGCAGGGACAUUAGAACAUGGAAUUUGGUAUUCUAAGGUAACAAAUUUCACAUUAACUGGUUUUACUGAUAGUGACUAUGAGAGCACAUCUGGUUUCUUAUUUAAUCUCGGAUUCGAAGCAAUUUCAUGGAGUUCAAAGAAGCAGGAAGUGGUGGCCUUAUCAACUUCGGAGGCUGAGUAUAUUGCAACAACUUCAGCAGCCUGUCAAACAGUUUGGUUAAGGAGACUUGUUGCAGAUUUUAAUCAGAAACCAGCUGGUGCGACCAGAUUUUUUGCGACGAUAGAUCUACUAUUGCGAUGA
Molecule: messenger RNA, 660 nt
Organism: Capsicum annuum
Lineage: Eukaryota; Viridiplantae; Streptophyta; Magnoliopsida; Solanales; Solanaceae
Exons: 1
Coding region: 1-660 (219 amino acids)
Source: RefSeq, a predicted model, not a curated record